GCGCAUUGCGGUCUCCGUGCGGACCGCGCAGAGUGAAUAAUAAAGCUCUCCUCCUCGGUGGUAGCGGGCGGCGGCGGAGGGAGUGGAAGGCAGGAGCAUGUCGAAGGGCCCGGUAGCGACCGGGCCUCCCGCGACCGGGCCGGUGGCGCCCGCCAGCGCGCUCCAGGCGCAGCCCGAGAAGCCGCAGCACUACACAUACCUGAAGGAAUUCCGCACAGAGCAGUGCCCACUCUUUGUGCAGCACAAGUGUACUCAGCAUAGGCCCUAUACAUGCUUCCACUGGCACUUUGUCAACCAGCGUCGCCGCCGGUCUAUCCGACGUCGGGAUGGCACCUUUAACUACAGUCCUGACAUUUACUGCACCAAAUAUGAUGAGACCACAGGGAUCUGUCCAGAAGGAGAUGAGUGUCCAUUCCUGCAUAGAACUACUGGUGACACAGAACGUAGAUAUCACCUGCGCUACUACAAAACUGGAAUCUGCAUCCAUGAGACUGAUUCGAAAGGAAACUGCACCAAGAACGGUCUCCACUGUGCUUUUGCUCAUGGGCCCCAUGACCUCCGCUCUCCAGUUUAUGAUAUCAGGGAGCUUCAGGCCAUGGAAGCUUUGCAGAAUGGUCAGACUACAUCAGAGGGUGGCAUAGAGGGUCAGUCUGCAGUUGCCGCUAGCCAUGCUAUGAUAGAGAAAAUACUCAGUGAAGAGCCAAGGUGGCAAGACACAACAUAUGUUUUGGGAAACUACAAAACAGAACAAUGUAAGAAGCCCCCACGUCUCUGUCGCCAGGGUUAUGCCUGCCCUUACUACCAUAAUAGCAAAGAUAGAAGAAGGAGCCCCAGGAAACACAAAUACAGGUCAUCCCCAUGCCCCAGUGUGAAACAUGGAGAUGAGUGGGGAGAUCCCAGUAAGUGUGACAAUGGAGAUGCAUGCCAGUACUGUCACACCCGCACAGAACAACAAUUUCAUCCAGAGAUCUACAAAUCAACAAAAUGUAAUGACAUGCAACAGUCUGGCAGCUGCCCCCGAGGACCCUUCUGUGCCUUUGCACAUGUAGAACAACCUCCACUUAAUGAAGAGUUACAAUCAACAUCCUCUGUUUCCAGUCCUACACAAACAGGCCCUGUAAUGUAUAUGCCCUCGGCAGCAGGCGAUUCUGUUCCCGUCAGCCCUUCUAGUCCACAAGCCCCAGACCUUAGCAAUGUAUGGAAUAAACCAGGAACUCUGCCAACUAGCCCCACUUCUACUACAAUUCUCUGUAGAAAUAGCAGUCUUGGAAGCCCAUCUAAUAUAUGUGGGUCUCCUCCUGGUGCCAUUGGAAAACCCCAUAGUUUGGAAAGCAUUGGCUUUCCCACAGAUUCAGUAACUGCAGCCAGCAGCUACAAGAAGGCACCAGGAUUUGAGCGGGAAGACUUGGUUGGAGCAGAGUACCUAAAGAAUUUCAAAUGCCAGCAGGCAAAGAUUAAAUCCCAUUCCUUGGAACACAGAACCCAAGAACAGCCUCUGUUACAACCAAAACAGGAUAUAUUGGGGAUUCUUCCUGUUGGCAGCCCACUGACAUCUAGCAUCUCUUCUAGUAUCACUUCUAGUUUGGCAGCAACACCGCCAAGUCCAGCAGGCACAAGCAGUGUCCCUGGCAUGAAUGCAAAUGCCCUUCCAUUCUACCCAACCAGUGACACAGUGGAGUCUGUGAUAGAGUCUGCCUUGGAUGACCUGGACCUGAACGAAUUCGGAGUGGCUGCCCUGGAGAAGACAUUUGACAGCAGCUCGGUGCCCCACACGAGUGGCAUCAUGAUAGGUGGGAGUUUGCUGCAAAGUUCUGCUCCUGUAAAUAUCCCUGGGUCCCUUGGAAGUUCUGCCUCCUUUCACUCUGCCUCUCCUUCUCCACCGGUCAGCUUAUCAUCGCAUUUCCUCCAUCAGCCCCAGGGACACUUAAGCCAAUCAGAAAACACAUUCCUGGGGACAUCAGCUUCUCAUGGAUCAUUAGGUUUAAACGGGAUGAACAGCAGCAUAUGGGAGCACUUUGCUUCUGGAAGUUUUUCACCCAGUACCUCGCCUGCAUUUCUGUCGGGUCCAGGUGCUGCUGAGCUGGCCAGGCUGCGGCAGGAAUUGGAUGAAGCUAACAGCACAAUAAAGCAGUGGGAAGAAUCUUGGAAACAAGCCAAACAGGCUUGUGAUGCUUGGAAAAAGGAAGCUGAGGAGGCUAAUGACCGUGCCAACACGGCAACCAUAGAAUGUGAGCUAGCCCGGGAGCAGAGGGAGGCCUUGGAGCUGCAAGUGAAGAAACUCCAGGAGGAAGUGGAGAGGAUCCACACUGGCCAGGACCCCCAGUUCCUGCGUUCGCUCUCUGAUGUAGAGUCCCUCUCCCUCUCCACACUUUAUAACCUCCAAAAACAGCUGCGUGCCAACCUGGAAAGAGUUGAUAAGGCAGUGUUUCAGAUGCAGUCGGUGAAAUGCCUCAAGUGCCAGGAAGAGAACCGGGUGGUACUCCCGUGCCAACACACUGUGCUGUGUGAAACAUGUGCUGAGGAGGGCGAAUGCCCCAUCUGCCAUCCCAACAGGCCACACACUCUCCAGUCGUGACCCUACUAGGACAUUUGGUUUAGCAUAUCACACAUAGAACUUUUUAACUUUAUAUAUAUAUAUAUAUAAAUAUAAUAUGAAUAUAUAUAUGAAUAUAUAUAUAUAUAUACAUAAAAACAAAAAUUAGUUGCAGAGCACUUUUUAAUACUUUGCAUCUCCCAUUUAAAGGUUCCCCCACCCACCCAGUCCUGCUAAGUCUAACUCCUUAGGGACUUUUAUGGCUGUUUUUAUGUAGAUCAAAGGGCAGUUUGCAGAGUUUGUUUCCUCUCUCUCUCUCCCCCCCCCCCUUUCCUAUUUAGGAUGUAGCCCUUUUUUAGUCUUUUUCUGAAUAAAGAUUUAGAGGGAAGGGGAAGAGGGGCUUGCAAGUGCUUUCCAGGGUGAGGACUGGAUCUGUGGGGAGAAGAGACAUGGAAAUCAAAUUUCUGAUCAUGUCCUCGUCCUCCUUCUCUUGGCUCUUACUUCAUCAUCAUUUUCAUCUUUUAAAAGCAGCUGUCAUGCUCUUAGCCUAACAACAAGAGAAUCCCCUUUGCAGUUUUUCCCCGCUGAGAGCUUCAGGCAUUCAGAACUCUUGUUGGCCUUCAGUAUAGGUGAGGAUCUUUGGAUAUCUGUUUGAGAAACAAGCAUUCAAUUUUUAAAAGUCUUUUUACACACUUGUAGGUUUCUACCAAAGCAACAAAAGGAGCAAAAUUUCAAACAAACCAGUGAUGGUAGGCCAGUAGUCACAAUAGUUUUACUCAAAAGCAUUACUUAUCAGUGGAACUUCGUAAAGAGGAAAAGUCAGAGUUGGUGGUCUGUAUUCUCUUGGCAAUUAGGAUGUGCUUCAGAGGUGUGGGUAAUGCAAAUGGAAGGCAUUCUAGGUGGCAGGUAGAGGUGGAAGUGUGAAAUGAUGAAGGCCCUCUUUGGAAUAGCCUGUGUCUUUUCUUGCUGCUUGCUGGGGGUUGGGGCGGGGGUAUACUUCCUAGGCUUUGUUUUCAUUGAUAAUUAAAUGAACCUUCUAAACUUUUUUUAGUCUGCCUAAUACAGGCCUGCAUAACUUGUGACCCACCAGUUAGGUAGGGUGGCCCUUUGGGACUAAAUCAGUUUCCUGUUUUUGUCUGCCUGCCUGGGACUGCAGAAACGGGAUAUUGGUCAAGUAUCUGGCUAGAGGGUACAAUGUUCAGUUGGUCCACAUUUGGUCAGCUGAUGCCAUGUUACUCACCCCAAACCUAAUACUUGGUACUUCCUGAUGGGUAGAAACAAUAUGUCUCUUUCCCUGCUGUUCCCAUACCACAAAUGGUACUGUUACCAGCAUCACAGUGUAGCAUAUCCACCCUAUAGUUCAGACAAGGGUUGGUUUUUUGCUUUGAGUGUUAAGAAAAAAUCAUUCAGGUUUUUUUUUACAGAGCAAGCUCAUCUGUUUGCCCUGAACAGCACUUUGUGUUGCUGGCAUCCAGUAAGUUGUGGUGCACCACCAUGAACUUGGGGGAUGUAGAAUGUGAUAGAGGAGGAGGGGGACAUUUUCAGAAGUUAACACUGUGUGUUUCUAUCUUGCUGCCAAAAAUUUGGAGUUGCAUACUGAAUUGAAGCAUGGAUUCCCUUCAGAUGUAAUUUCUGCAAAGUAAUAGCAGACAUAUUGUGAGGAAGAAAUAAUCUUAAAUUUACAGCCACGGGACAACCACAGAAUUUUGCAAAUGUUCAGGGGCCCCAAUAUGAAAAUGUUUCCAGUGGCAAGAAAUAGAUUCACAAAAUGCAGAACUGGGAGCAGGCAAACAGAGAAUCCAAGAUAUGAAAUAUUAGUUAGCUGCUUAGAUGUCAAGUGGAGUUACGUUCCUAAUCCACUUCACAUUCUUCUGAAAGAUUUAUAGUGAAUGCCACAAGGCCAUACUUAAAGCUUUGUUUGUAGGCAAGAAAAGAUGGGGUUGCCCAGAGUCCACAGUGUUUCACUUCUCAAAUACAUUCCUUUUCCUUCUGACUAGGGAAACCUUCUUACUCUUCUAUCUUACUCCUUACUAGUUUAGGUUUCAGGUGAACCUUGCCUGUCUUCUUUGCAAGAGGAUAUGUUUGGUUGUGCUCCCUGUUUAGCUAUAGAUCAUCUGGGGACACCCAAGGCUUUCUAUAGUCUUAGGCAGCGCCGUCUUAAGCACUCCCGGCGCCGUGGUGUGCCAGAUCCUCUGGCGCCCUCCCGCCCCGUUCCGGCGCCCUCCCACCCCGUUUCCCAGCGCGGUGGGCGGGUGGGCACAGCGCGCAGCACGGGUGCAACAGGCGCUGCUGCGCGGCGGGUGGGCAGGCGCAGCUGCGCGGCGGAGCGGUCGGCCAGCGGGUGGGCGCAGCUCGCGGCGCCCUCCUGGCGGGCCGGCGCCAUGGUGCCCUGCGCCACCCAGCCUGCAUGUAGAGCCGGGCCUGGUCUUAGGCUGCAUCUGGGAUCAGUUGUGUUUGGUCCAUUUGAAUUGUGUGCAGUCCAAUCUUUGUAGCCCAGAGGCUUGGGAGUGGUCCCCAACAGAUGGGAACAUUCAUCAGGCAUGUAUGUGAUACACUGUUUGCACAGUCCAGAGAGUAAUUCUGGAGUUGGUGGGGACCUGACCCUCCUGCCCUUCUGCUUUGGCAUUAAAAGCACCAAGCUGAAAAUGAAAGACGCUCCCAUGCAGACGUGCCCUUUCUACUGCUCUGCUCAUUCUUAGAAAAGAUAUUCUAGUUGUCCCUUUGGGUUAGCAUCUCUGUUAACUCUGGGUCACCUUAGUGUAGCUGCAAAUGCCCUUAUUUGGCUGGGUACCUGUAGACAACUUCCAUGAAGAUGAAGAACAUUCUCCCAAAACGAUCAUAAAGCCUGAGUCUAUAAAUGCAUUCCUCCUUAAUAUUGGGGUGUGCACUUGCUAGAGAACUACGUGCACCAGAACCAUUUGUCAUGGACAGCAUUGACUACUAUUUAUAUUGCCCAUCUCUUACUGGGCACAGUGCAUAUAGCCUUGAGGGAUACAUUUCAUAGGUUAGGCUUUUUUAAAAGAUAGACAGAAAUUUCUUUGGGUCCCAAGCAACCAUCAACUUGAUUAUCAGAGCAAUCAUUAAUUUAUUUCUUGUGCUUUAGUGGGCCAGAAUGAAUAAAGUUUCCAAGCUCUGAGCAGAACUUAACUACACCUAUUAAAAAAGAAACUUACAGUGCAAUCCUAAGCAUGUUUACUCAGAAGUAAGCACCAUUGAAUGCAAUGGGGUUUGCCCCCUAGUAAAUGUGUUUAGGAUUGCAGCCUCCACUAGUAACUUCCAUUGAGAUUAAAUUUGCACUCUUCCCAGAGUGCUUUACAAAUGGUGUUACUGAUUAUGUGUUAACCUUUGAUUAUGUGUGGUAGGCUUCCAGGAAUAUAUAUUGGGGCCUAAAUCCAACUGACUUUCAUUGAAAUUUGUGGUUUGGAAUAUUUUUUGUGUUAAGCUUGUAUCCAGUAAACGUGUCGUCCUGCAGUUCCGAGUGGUAGAACUCCCACUGCAGUUUGUUUUGACUUGUUCAGACAUUGCAACAGCCUGUAGGCAACAAAAAGCAACGGUCCAGUCCAGAAGGACUCUAAUCUGUCAUUUUGAACUGGGGAGUUUGUUUAACAUGUAAAAGUGUAAUAUUUAGAUUUAUAAUCUCACUCCCUUGCUCACCAGUCUCUGCUUCAUUUGCAGUAGUUGACCCACCUUUCCCCAACCUGGAAAAGCACUGGAAACUCUUAAGUUAUCAUUCUUUUUCAUAAGGGUAAUCCAGCAACUCACUGUCAGGUUUUUCCUCUGGAGUUUUUCCAUAUUUAAUGCAAGUACAUCAUUAGAUUUGCUUCCACAAUUCCACCCUCCCAUAUUUGGGGGGCUAAUAUGCAUUCCCAGAUGAUCUCAAAGUGCAGCUCUGUUUAGGGUUUUGUUUUUUUAAUUAACUUUUAUGUUUGGUAAAACUGCUUUUUUUCAGUGUGUAUAUUGUACUAGUAUCUGUUGUGUUUUUUUAAAAAAGAACACCUAAUUGGCUUUUCUUUUUUGUAUGGAGAGACGCUGCUGGCUGACUCUUGUGGUUGUGUUUGUUUUUGGUUGUAGCCUUUGAAUGUCUGUGCCAUGGGGCUUACCUGGUCUCCAAGGCCAGCAAAUAUGCCUCAGUCUUAAGGAAAGCUUGUUUGUUUAAAAUAUGUGAACAUUUUUAAAACAUACACACAAAAAUUUAAAUUAUGGGGGAGUAAUAAUACUCUGCUGGAAAUAAAAUGUACUAAACUAUUUUGGUAACUAACUUAAAGAUCAUAGGAAAUAAACUCUUUGAAUCGGGUCUACAGUGUUUAUACAGAAUUGCAGCCAUUUUCAGGCUCUUUGGUGGUAACUGGUUUGUAACACUUAGUUUUGUAAACAUUGUGUUUUAUUGCUUCCUCUGCCUUUCUAUGUGAUUGUCCAUAGUGAGACGAUGAUUUUGUGGGGAGCGAUUUGUUUAGUCCUGAAUUGCCACAACUUUGUGUAACUCCAACAGAAUCCUACAGAGGGUGUUAGAUGUGUCACUGGUCUCGAGCGUAACUUAGAGGUAGUUUCUUUGUCCUGUUUUUAAGACCUGGCAACUCUAUAGAAUCUUGCUGGUUAUCAGAUUCCUCUUUCCCACUCCUCACAACACCCCCUAGGCAAAUUGCUUUGCUGGUGCGAUGCAGGGGAGAAAUUAUACCAGAGGCAAAAGCCUGUUUACAUUUAGUGCCACAACCCAAUCUGUCUGUUUUAUUGUGAAGGACCAAAGAAUCCAAAAUGGGAUUUAAAAAAUAAAUAAAUCUCCCAACCCCACAAAUUCCGGACUGCUCCCUAUCCAAUUAUUCUUUUUCCUCUACCUCGUCUCUGUCAGUAUAAUGCAUGGGCACGAGGACAUAGCAGCAGGCUGGUUUUAUCCACAUCUGGGAAUCGUAGAAGCCCACGCUUCUCUAUCCCAUUCUUUAGCUCUUUUAAGACACUUUUUUUAGAAAAAAGAAAGCCUAGAUUUCUAUGAAUUUUAAUAUUGAAAUGAAAUACCUGAAAUGUGAAUGCGUUCGUUAGGUACCAAAUGGAAAAGCAAAACCAAUCUGUUUUGUAACUUUGGGUUAGGUUUCUGCAUAGGAAUUUUUUGUUUACCGGGAUAGGGUGGGAUGAACCAUGAAUGAGAGGAAAUAUGCAAAAAAAAUUUAACCAAAAGCAAAUCUUGAUUGAGCUAGUAGUUGCUGAGCACUGGGGUUUUUUUUUUUAGGCCAAAGGGAUUCUGUGAUUGGGUUUUGCCUGAUGCUAAAGCUAUUAUUUGGUGCUAGAGUAAAUCAUCCUAAAUGGACAGCCCAAGGAGAUGUGCUUGGAUUAUGAAAGUUUUCACACUUCUGAGCAGAAUGCCUCUUGUAUUCCCGCUCUGGCCUCUAUGCCAAGGCCUAAUUAGGGGGGGGGGUCAUUCCAAAGGUUUGGGGAGGACCUGCUAAUAUGACUAAUUUUACCAGACAAGGGAAUAUUGUGGUUGCAAAAACCAGAGUAUUCAAAAAGGCUGGUAGGAUGAGCAGUAGAGAACUAUCAGGUAGCUGAAGAAUUAGUAGAGAAGUAAGUGUUAAGAAUUAACCUGUAUAUGCUUCUUUUAAAAUGAUUGGCUUUGUGGGGCUGAGGAAUUUCCACACAUUGGGGCAGAUGGCUGAGUUAAUCAUACAGCUCAGAGGUGCUGGGCUUCACUUCUCUACUGCCCUACUUCAGCAGAGGGGGAAAUGGCACCUAACAUAAUUUAGUGUGGGGAAUUGCCUGUACACAGCACACAGGGCCUGUGUUUGCACAGAACACUUAAGUGAUGGCUCAGUGUUAGAAGGCUAAGCUGCAGCCCUGCAGUCUCUGGUGCAUUCACACCGAGGACUUUGCAAGCUUUCAUUUCCAUUUUAGACUAACCACAGAUUCUUGUGACACUUGAAUCUGGAUAAUCUGCAUUUAGUCUUAACUGCAGAUAGUGAAAGCAACUUCAAACCGUGGUUUAUAAAGCUGCCUCCCCACUCCCCAAUAACCAUAGUUACAAUUAACCUCAGUUUACGGUUUGGCUGUAAUGUUCAUGCAAAAGCUUCCAGUUCCUCCUCAUUGCAGUGCUGGAGGUGGCAAGCAGAGCAUACACACCCAAGGUUUCCUUUAGCUUGUCCUUCUAAUGCUAAACCAUCACUUAGCAUCACAUUGUAAACAGAGCCAGAGACCCCACACAGAAUUCUUCACAGGGAAAUUCCUUUUUCUUUUAAACUUUCCAUAAGUCUCCAAGCUUAACCUGAGCCACUUCAGGGGCUACACAGCUCAGACAAAUGAAGAGAAUUUCCUUCCUUAGCAUGGAAGGACAUAAAGGACUCAACAGUUUAGUGCUGUCCCACUAGACAGAUAGGACUUUCCCAUAUUGUUUCCUUCCCUGAAAAGGAAAAGUAUUUAUUACCAGUGUGGGGUUUUUCCCUCAUUUUCCCCCCUCCUUUUGAUUCCCCUCCGGGAUUAUAUCAGCCUUUAGAGCAAUGCAACCAGAAAGUAGAUGUUGCUGACGAAAAGUAUUAUAAGUGAAGUAUUCUUGCAAACUGGUUACUGUGGAUCAAAAGAUCUCUAUGGGGCUUCCCCACUCUGUAGCUUCCAAUGUUUGAAAGGAAAAAAUAUAUAAAUACAUUCUAUAUAAAUUCUUAAAAUUACACACUACAGUAUUUAUGGUGGCAAUUCUGAACCAGUCUCCUUGGAUUUUCCUAGGCAGUGGAGGGUGGCUGGGACAGAGAGCCACUCAAGUCUGUGUAGAAGUCAGCCAAAAGGCAAUAGGUGGUGUGUACAAUGUGGUGUUUGAUUCCAUUAUUAUAGACUGUAAUGCGGAACUGUGAUUUCAGCUGUUGUUCUUUCUCGUAUUCUGUAUAUAUGUGUGUUUGGCUGUCCAGAAACCUGGUUUUAGACACUCUUUCUUGGCAAAGUGGAUUUGCAUGUGGAGCUUAAAAAAAUGCAAUCUUGUGUCACAAUUUCCAAGGGCAGGAUGGAUUUUCUAGAAGACAAUAAAUUUUUUUAUUUUUUUGCUAAGAAAAAAAGGCAGCACUUUUGUGUGUGCAUAUGUAUGUGUGUUUUAGAGUGUAUAUGUGGUGUCCAUGUGAGUUUUCUUGGUGCCUUUGAUCUCUACUUGAAAGCUAGAGAGGUUUGGGGGGGGGCGAUGACCUGCCUAACAUUCCACUAGGAAGGUCUCCUGUUCAGGUAUAUGAAGCAGCUGCACCAUAGUAAAAUGAACACGAUCCCUUUGCUCUCAUGGAGCUUGUGCCAGAAGUGAUUAUUUGUAGAUUGUAGGCCAGGAAUGCUGCACAAUCACAUUUUUUUCACCUUCCAGUUGGUUAUAUAGAAACAGUAGCUAGUAGCCUGUGAAGAGGACUGCAAAGAUAGAACCCACUCAAUUUACUGUACAGUAUUUUAUAUAAAUAUAUCCCUCAUACUGCUCAAGAUAUAAUACAAUUUCAGGGUUUUGUGAAAGAUCCUUUAAGCUAUAAAGACAGUGCUUAAAAGAAAGUCCUUAUUCUCAACCACUAAGUAUCUCGGAAUAGCUCCCAACACACCACCUGCAACAGCAUCUUGGAUUCUGGGGGGAAUCUGCUUUUGAAUGGGAACUUUUCCCCAGUUGGCUUUUUAAAUACCCAGCUGGAAAUGGGGAAAGCUUAUCUCCUUACUUAGAACUCCCAACCAAGAGAUCUCCGUAUACUCUUCUCACUUCAAAAUUUGUGUGCAGCAGUGUCUUGUCUCUUUCUUUCCAUUAACAUGAGAGAGAGAGAGAGAGAGACAAAGACAUUUGUAAUUGGCCUCCCAAAAUCUUGAAUCCAGAAUAAAGUGAGCGAAUUUGAGAAUUCUGGGUUUGGACCAUGGGAAACUCCUUUUUUUGGUGGAAAUUUAAUAAUGCUAAUCCAGCAAUUUAGUGAGCCUUAAGACCCAUUGAAAUCAGCAAGACAUAUUAUUGAUUGAAUUGAGACCCAGUGGUUGCUUGGCCCAAAUUGCCCCAUUGAUUUCAGUGGAAGGGUUUGCAUGAUUAACUGUCUGAAUUAGUAUGUAGCUAUCCCAUUUGUAGUGGUAGCAAACUUGGUGCCCUCCAAUUCAUAUCGACCCCAGUCAACAUGACCAGUAGUAAGGGAUGGUUCAGCAACCUCUGUAAGUCACCAUAUUGACCCCCCCCCUAGCAUAAUGGUACCUGUGUUUCCUAUCUGUCCAAGUUGUCUUGUUUUUGUAAUUGUGUCUCCAUAGUGAUUCUAUCCCAUCCCCUGUGCUCACUAACUAGUAUUCUCCUUUGGCUGGGUAAACACAGCCCCAAAGUGUGAAUGAUUAGGAAUAAGUAAUGGGUGGCCAAUUUGGAUGCCAGAGCAUUCACUUUGUGCUACUUUCUAAAGCAUAUGGAGCAGCAGGCUGGAGAGAGAUGGGACAGACAAACAGCUUCUCAGUGCUAGAAUGUAGGUUGUUUGGUCAAUCAUUGAACUAGAAAAGUAGUUCCCACAGGCAAGCCUUUCUGGAGAAAUAAAGAUUCAACCGGAGACUCAACUCAUCUUAAUCAGAUGAGGCAGAAGGAUCAAUCUACACUUCAUGAAAUCACUACAAAGAAGCUGCUGCAGCGGAGGCUAGCUAGUGACUUAUUUACUUGUAAGACCAGCACAUGCUGUGAUCUACACAUAUGUUAAUUACUAUGCACAUGUGCUUUCUAUGUCUAGUCUCUGUAACAGGGAUGAAGAACCAUUUUCAGUCUGAGGACUGUCAUUCCCUUCUCGGGGUGACGAUAAACACUAAAUAGAGGGUGGGGCAGCUUAUAAAUUAUAAAUUAUAUCUUUGCACUGUAAAUUAUUUUUACACACACUCCUCUCUGUGACCCUCCAGGUGUCACUGGAAUACAACUCCCAUCAUCCCUGACUGUUGGCAAUACAGCCAGGGACUAAUGGGGAGUUAAGAGUCAAGCAGAAGCUGAUGGCCACAAGUUCCCCAACCCUGAUGUAGAACAAGAUGCUUUAUAUAGGUAGCACAAGCAUGGCUUGUACAAGUUGAAGUCUUGCUUCCCUAAUGUUUUAAGAAGCAUCUGAGGGUUAAACAAAUAAGUAGAGAAGUGAUCUUAUAGGCAUUGUUUACUUUUGGUGACAUAACUUCCCUAAGGCCUCUGCCUGAACUUAGUUGUCUUGGGAUAAAAUGACAGAUCCUCUUUUGGAUCAAGAUUUGGUUGACGAACAGGACUCUGCAGGUAGAAAGAAGAGACUGUUAUCUCAGGAGGAGAAGGAGGUAAGUACUAUGCCAUGCUAAAGACCUGUGAUGGGAGUGCUGCUACUUCAUUUAGUCAUAAGUGUUCUGGAGGUCAAGUCUGUGGAAGAUAACAAUUUUGCAAGCAGGUGACAAGUGUGAGAUGCCCCAAACUGGCCUUUCUACUGCGUAUGUCAGAACCAACAGAAUGGCACAUGAAAUCAAAAGGAAAUGUAAGGUAGUGCACAAUGAGGCAAAAAAUAACUUCACAUAUAUACUGAUAAGAAUUCUAAACUGACCUGGGACUCAAACUUGCCGUCAUGAUGGAUGGCACAAUAAAAAUGACAUUGCUGUGUAGAAAUGAAGGCAGAUUCCAUGCUGGGCCCAGUUAGGAAAGGGACAGAAAAUGAUCAAUAUAAUAAUGUCCUUCUUAAAACCAAGGGGCAACCACCUCUAGACUACUACAUCAACAAAGACAUCACAAAACUAGAAAAGAGGCAGAGAAGUGCAAUCAAUAUGAUCAAGCAAUUAAAAUGCCUUCCCAAUUAGGAAAGGCUAAAGUGUUUGGGGUUACUAAGGAAAGAGAUGACAUGGGAAAAAUAGGAUAUCAAAGGGUGCAAUAGGUAGAAGGUUAGAGUGAGCAUUUCCUCCCCUCUCCCUUUCAUACUGUACUGGAGCUCAGGUUCACCCACUGAAACUGAUAAGAAAUAGAUUCACAACAGCCAAAAGGACUUCCUACAGCUCGGCCAACCUAGCAGUUCGAAAGCACGAAGUGCAAGUAGAUAAAUAGGUACCUGUCUGGCGGGAAGGUAAACGGCGUUUCCGUGUGCUGCUCUGGUUCGCCAGAAGCGGCUUUGUCAUGCUGGCCACAUGACCCAGAAGCUGUACGCUGGCUCCCUUGGCCAAUAAAGCGAGAUGAGCGCCGCAACCUCAGUCAUCCGCGACUGGACCUAAUGGUCAGGGGUCCCUUUACCUUUACAGCUAGGCCUGGGCGAUAUAUGAGAAGCAGACCAUGAUGUCGGUUUCACUCAAUGGUAUAUCGCUGGUGAAACCACCACUGC
This is a messenger RNA of Zootoca vivipara (common lizard), 12780 nucleotides long. It is a transcript of the gene UNK, whose product is annotated as unk zinc finger. The record is from RefSeq and is a predicted model, not a curated record. Gene Ontology annotation, molecular function: mRNA CDS binding; metal ion binding. Gene Ontology annotation, biological process: cell morphogenesis involved in neuron differentiation. NCBI's taxonomy places the organism in Eukaryota, Metazoa, Chordata, Lepidosauria, Squamata, Lacertidae.